UACUUUGUCGCCCGCCAUGUCGCCUACGCCAUCGAUAGUUCUUCAUCCCUCAUCGGGCGCUUCGUCAACGCAGGAGCUACACAAGUCAAAGCAAGAUCCUGCGGAAGCAUAUCGCUACCGCUACGCGCAAUAUCUCGCAGCCACCUUCAGCAUGUCCAUACAAGCUGCGUUGGCUGAGGCUGAUAGCCAAUUGGCUCCUCGUCGCUCAUCGAGUCUGUCCGAGGCUGAGUCGUUCAGGUCGAUUUGAGGCCGAGUUGGCGGAUUGGAGGAGUUUACGAUCUUAUGAAUAUACUUGGGAAUGGUAAUCAGCAUGGAUAUGGGGUUCGCGGCGCAUACUUGUCGUUGACAGAAUCAAAAAGUUCUUGUUCUUUUCCACUCUUUCUCGUGAUGCCGAAGCAAGAUGCCUUUGCUGAUGCUCUUCAGCCAUCAUUGCCUGAUGCUAUUGAGCCACGGGAUCUGCAUAAAAAAUUGCAUCUCAACAAUUCCAAUUGUUGGAUUGUGGUGAAAGCUGAUCUGAGC
Molecule: messenger RNA, 519 nt
Organism: Dothidotthia symphoricarpi CBS 119687
Lineage: Eukaryota; Fungi; Ascomycota; Dothideomycetes; Pleosporales; Dothidotthiaceae
Exons: 2
Coding region: 17-247 (76 amino acids)
Source: RefSeq, a predicted model, not a curated record